Echinops telfairi (small Madagascar hedgehog) is the source of this 1023-nucleotide messenger RNA. RefSeq lists its product as uncharacterized. NCBI's taxonomy places the organism in Eukaryota, Metazoa, Chordata, Mammalia, Afrosoricida, Tenrecidae. The record is from RefSeq and is a predicted model, not a curated record. Bases 118 to 1023 code for a protein of 301 amino acids. The transcript is spliced from 2 exons.
AGGCAGGGCUGUUUCCAGGCUGAGGCCAAGCCUCUUCCUUGCACAGUUUCAGAUGUCUCAGAAGAAGAACCUAUUAAUCUGCCAGAGAAACUGAGCCCAGCGGUGUCCAACCCAGGGAUGCUACACCCGCUGAAACCGAGUGCAGAGGAGACCGUCAUUCCAUUGGGACCUGGUGUCACCGGACUCAUCCCAGCAGGACCCAGUGUGGAGCGGCCCACCCCAAUCGGACCUGGUGCCACAGGGCCCAUCUCAUUUGGAGCUGGUGUGGAGGGCCCCCCCAUUCCAUUGGGACCAGGUGCCAGAGGACUCAUCCCAGCAGGGCCCAGUCUGGCGGGACCCAGGGUCACAGGAUCAAUUCCAGCAGGACCUACUGCAAAGGCACUUCAUACAGCAAGGCUCAAGGGCACAGAGCCCAAAGUAGUAAGGCCGAGCCACGGAAAGCUGAAGCCUGAAGAGACAGCCUCUGAAGAGCUGAAUCCAGCAGAGUUAGAAGAGCUGACCCCGGAAGAGAUAGAAGCACAUACUCAGAAAAUGCCUGAAAAGAAAAAAGUGGAAGAUCCGACUGACGAUAACCCGGACCUGGGAGAGUCAUAUAAGGAUGAGACGUAUCAAGAAGAUCCCAAUAUGGAAGACGUCAAUGUGGAGGACUCCUAUGAGGAUGAAGAACAGAACUCAAGGACGAAUCUUAUGGGGAUGUUACCAAACGUACCAGGAAUUGGAGGGCUAUUACCAAACGUACCAGGAAUUGGAGGGCUAUUACCAAACGUACCAGGAAUUGGAGGGCUGCUCCCUCAAGGGCCAGAUUCUGGAAAGCCUCAACCUUCACAUCCAGUCAUUUCAGUGCCAAAAAUCCCUUUGCCAGGCGGCAUCAAUUUGCCAGGCAUAAAUUUACACUAUAAGCCAGUUAAACCCAAACCUACCCGGCCGCCGACAAGGAGGCCCAUUAAAUCUCCUGGUUGCGUCAGGAGCCCCCUCCGAGGCCUGAUGCUAUUGCCUCCCCUUCUGUUGCCUGGAAUCUUCUGA